Messenger RNA from Meleagris gallopavo (turkey), 6015 nucleotides. The record is from RefSeq and is a predicted model, not a curated record. NCBI's taxonomy places the organism in Eukaryota, Metazoa, Chordata, Aves, Galliformes, Phasianidae.
CAAGGACACCGGGUAGCACCUGUGGUUCCAUUGAAACCAAUGGCAGUUGGGCUGGGUGCUGCAGCUCAGCCUUGCUUUGUUGGCUCCCGUUUGCACUGCUGUGGCUCAGCCUGAGCAGAACAUGUGCUGCUCUGCUGCAUGGGCAGGAUUUUUUCUUUCUUAAAAUUCAAUAAAGAGCCCAAAGACUAAGCAGAAAGAUGGAACAGAAUGUCCUGGAGAGCACCAUCAGCAUCCCGACAGCAGACCACGAUUUGCUGAGUGCCUUAGACUGGAAAGACGGCAUUGGUACCUUACCCAGUAGCAACAUACAAUACUUUUUAAAUGAGUUUGGAAUGCUAGAAAUCAUUACUGAAGUAGAAGCAGAAAAAGCAGAAGCCUUAGAAACUCUUUCAGCCUCAGCAAUAAAUGCCAGUCCAGCCAGCUUUGCUCCUGCUGCUAUCAACGCUCCCGCUGCCUUUAGCACUGCUUUGGAAGUGCCCAAAGACGACGUGCCCUGUUCUGAUUUCCCGACUUGCAAGCAAAUGGAUUGCUUUGAGAAUGGGAAGUUUUGUGCUCAAACAGGCUCACAGCAUCACAGGGACAGUGAUACCAAAGAAAUUCCAGAUGGUUGCAGAAACAGGGGAAAUGGUAGAAAUCUUAAUGCCAGCAUUGGCUGUCAGGUAAAUGAGGCUGACAGACCUGCGAAACGACUCAGAAGAAAGAGAAGAUUGCUUUUGGAGUCUGAGGAUGAUGAGGAAAAUGCAUAUGAGGAUGAGGAGAAGAAUAAAUCAAAUAAUAUGAAAAGCCGCAGAAACAGUAAACCAAUAAAACAAGUUGUUCCUGCAAAGAAGAAGGUGUGGAACUGGAUUUCCUACUUAGAAGAGGAACGGAUGCCAGCUGCUCCCCUCAAGCUGUUCAGAGAGUCUCAGUCAUUCCCACAAGGCCGGAACGGAUUUAAAGUUGGAAUGAAAUUAGAAGGGCUGGAUCCUGAGCAUCCCUCUCGAUUCUGUGUUCUUACAGUGGCAGAGGUACAAGGAUACAGAAUGCGAUUACAUUUUGAUGGCUAUCCGGAGUGCUAUGACUUCUGGGUUAAUGCUGACUCCUCAGACAUCCAUCCUGUUGGCUGGUGUGAAAAAACAAGUCAUAAGCUGCUCCCUCCUAAAGGUUUCAAGGAGGGAGAAUUUAAUUGGACUUCCUAUCUGAAGAACUGCAAAGCUCAAGCAGCUCCGAAAAGCCUUUUUAAGACCCUCAGCACUCCUGUCACGCCAUCUGGUUUUCGUCUGGGAAUGAAACUAGAGGCAGUGGACAAGAAGCAUCCAUCACUGAUGUGUGUUGCAACCAUCAGUGACAUGGUGGAUAAUCGCCUGCUAAUUCAUUUUGAUAACUGGGAUGAGACUUACGACUACUGGUGUGAAUCUAGCAGCCCAUAUAUUCGUCCUGUUGGCUACUGCCAAGAAACUGGAACCCCACUGACAACACCACCUGGAUACAAGGAUCCCAAAGCCUUCUCAUGGGAGAAAUAUUUGGUAGAGACCAACUCGCAGGCAGCCCCAGCAAGAGCAUUCAAGCUGCGUCCUGCUCACGGAUUUCAAGUUAAUAUGAAGUUGGAGGCUGUAGACAAAAGAAAUCCCAUCUUGAUAAGAGUGGCAACCAUAACUGACAGAGAUGACCAUCGUAUUAAGAUACAUUUCGAUGGCUGGGACUGUAACUAUGAUUUCUGGGUCGAUGCAGACAGCCCUGAUGUUCAUCCAGUGGGCUGGUGUGCAAAGACUGGACACGCUUUGCAAGUCCCUCUAGGUGCUGUUGAUCCUGUGGGAACAGUGGGACAAACGUGUCCCACUCCAGGCUGUCAUGGUAUUGGUCAUGUCAGGGGGCCACGAUAUGGAACACAUUAUACGUUAGUUGGCUGCCCAUAUUCUGAUGUGAACCUCAACAAAGAAAACGUGUUACAGGACCGCCUAGGUGGGGAGAGGCCUUCCCCCAGCAGCAGCCUGCAGAAAGCCAAGAGGCUGGAGACCCCUGCCCAAGUUCUGCUCAGAGCAGGAGAGUCUUCUCAGGAGGACUCUCCACAAUCCAGGAAAUCUGCACAAGAGAGUGGAAAGUCCUGUCAAAGCAGCAUUCAGAGUCCGUCAGAGCGGUCUGAAAGCAAUGAAGCAAAAGACAGGGUAGAAGAGAAACCCUCUGGAAACAUCAAAGCCAAACCCAAAAAGCUUGGAUGCUCACAUGCCUACAUAAAGUUGCAGCUGGUGAAACAGGAAAACGACGGGAAAGACCUCGAUUUCAACCUCCAGCAGGCCCUCCACCAGUCCAUCUUCAUGCCUGCCCUGGACUCUAACCCCAGCCACCGCCUCCAUCUCUGCUGGGAGCAGCACUGCAGGCUCUUGCCGGAGGUCUCGGGCCUCACAGCCAAACAUGUGUCCAAGUGGACUGUGGAAGAGGUGGUAAACUUUAUCCAGCGUUUACCUGGUUGCAAAGAACAAGCAGCUGUGUUCAGGGAGGAGCAGAUAGAUGGUGAGGCCUUCCUGCUCCUGAACCAGAAUGACUUGGUUAAAAUACUCAAUAUCAAGCUGGGUCCUGCCCUGAAGGUUUACAAUGCCAUUCUCAUGCUCAAGUCUGCAGAAGAAGAGUGAGAAGAGCCCUUCCCUCGAGCCCAGGAGGAACUGACAGGGAGGCAGAUCUUCACUGAGAGCAUUACAGCAUGCCCACGAGGCAGGCUGCGACUCAGAUAUAUUUUAAGUAGAACUUAUUAAAAAAUAUUUUUAGGACAUAAAAAUCCUGCCACAGUCUGGAAUAUGGGGCAGCUUCACUUCCAAGAAGAGGUUAUUAUAUUUUGUAAUUGAAUUUGGUUUUGAUAUAUCAAUCUCUUUUUGAGAUCUAGAAGAAACCUCCGGUUAUAAGGGGAAUCCAGGGUAACAGUGGUGGAGCUGCAAUAGCAAGAGGACAGAUAUGAGUACAAAGUCUGCUGUGUCCCAUGAGAGUGCCUGAAAGAGACUGAGUUAUCACCAGCAUGUUUAACAGAUGUAUGUAUGAAAGCUCUGAAGAGGAGAGAGUAAGAAAAUGGGUGAGCUUCAGAGCAGCUCCUCUGUAUCCUUCAACGCUGUGAUUCGGGAGCUGACCUUCCCACAACUGAUUCUGAAGUUCCAGUUUCUCGUGCUGAUCCUGGUUGUUCUAAACCCCUUGUUGGCUACUGGGCUGCUUCCACCACAACUGAAUUGCACCAUGGGCAAAGAGUUUCCAUCAGUGGUGGCUCUGAUAACAAGCAAACCGUUGUCAUUUGUGCUGCCAGGCAGUUGGAGGAAGGCCCUGUUCGGAUAGAUUUUGGGUAGGCAAAGAUCUCUCCUGCAGUUAUCUCCCACAGCACCCAAAUAUUCUAUCUCUUUUUUCUCCCAUCAGUGCUUUUGGGCAACUGCUGUCUGGACUAUGAUCAUCUUAUGGCAAAAUAACACAGUCAGGAGCACCUGGUAGUGUGAUGAGUUUGUCCAAGCUGCCUUCACAGCCAACCAAAUGCUAGGAAUGGGAGCUGAAAACCCCACAGUGGACAGCGUAUGCAUACAGGUGCACGCAGAGUUCCUACAAACAAUUUCCUUUUAUUUUCAAACCUCUUCAAAACCUGUGAACACUUCAGUGCUUCGGCAUAUUCAGCCUCCAGGUGGACGUUGGUCCUCAGCAUCUCUGGCAGUGAGGUGGGAAGAGCACAUGGGCAGGUUUGCCUGGAGGGGGAUCAGUCUGAACAGCCAGCAAAGCAAGCUGAGAACUGCUUCUCAAAAGAGAUUUGCUGGUCUGUGUCAGGGAGAAAGCAAAGCUUGUGGCUCUGUUCCUACAUGUGCAGGUGGCAACCCGUGCUUACAUGGCAGAGGUGUAUGCUGGUAUUUCUGCUGUGCUGGAAUUGAGUGUGCUUCUGUGAACAUGUAGCAGAUCCUGAUCUCUCCAUGUCCUUCCCAGUUCCUGAGAAGGUCCUCGUAACAUUCUUAAGGUAGUAAGUUUCUUAAAAGUGUAAAUAGAGCGGAAUCCACACUGCUGAAUGCGUUUGGUCCUGGAUUCGUUGUAGAUAGAGCAAUUUAUCUCCAUACCUUCUAUUUUCAUAUAAAACGUUAAGGAUUUUUAGCCUUCCCCUGCGAAGACAUGGGAGUGGUGGGGUAUUUUGUAGCUGAAAGUAUCAGCCAUGCAACUGCAGGGGAGUCUUGUAUUCUAAUGCAGCGACAGGGAUGAGACAACAUCAGUUUAUUUAACUGAAUUUAUGGUGUGAUAACCAGGAUCACCAUUCCUUUGUCCCACUCUGUGCAUCCCAGAUCUCUGUGAAGCCUUGAGUGGCACAUCCUGGGCUCUGACACAGCUCACCUUCCAGGCAAAGCAGAGCUGUUUUGUGACAGCUGGAGCAGAGGAUUGUUAGCUGGCCUGUUCUGCUCCUGGCUAAAUAACCUCAGCCCUUCUGUGCUCUGUUUUUCCUCCUCUGUAGCAGCCAGCCAGCUGGAAUGUGUGCAGUUCUACCUUGUUCUUGUUUGCAGUCAGCAUGUCCUGCUGAAUCUUCUGUUUCACCUCUUUCCUUUGGGAAACUGCAUUGAGGGACAGCAGAUUGCUUCCAGCAAUAAAACUAAAUGUAAUAUUAUUUCAUCUCCUUUACUAUAUAUAGACAGAGGAUGAAGAGAAUUGGUGAAGCAAGCAAUGAGAUUCUAGUCACUGAAAUUACUCAAACAGAAGAGAGAUCUUAAAUCCUAGAGGCUUCCAAGCCAGCUGGAUCAGGGCUGAAAAUGUGUACUUGGAGUUUGUUCAGUGACAGCAGUAGUAGUGCUCUGAGCGAGGAGGAAGAAGGAAACCUUUUAGGGAUAGAAGGAGGAGGAAUGUGUGCUUCUUGUGCCUUUUUUUGUAAUCCAGUAAUUGUCUUUGCAGAGCAAGCAAGAAUGUGCACUCAUCUAUUGCUGGGUCUCUUUCCAAAUAUAGCUAGAUUCUCAUAAAAUCAGACAACUUCACACUGCUGCAGCGACAAAAAGAUUCCCAGUGUCUUCAUGGGCACACAGAAAAUUCCUUAAUUCUUCUAAGACUAAGAAAAACCAGAACAAGUCCUCUUUGAGCCCAGCUUUGCUCCUUGCCUUAGGAACUCAGUGCCUGCUGACGGCAUCUCGCUUGCAUCAGGGAGCUCUGCUUUCGUGUGCAGCCCAGCAGCUUGCUUCUGUAGCCAGGCUCUGCCUUUUCUCAGCCCUGAUCACGCUCUGUGCCUAAGCAAAGGGUCUGCAGAUGCCUCUGAUUGCAUAACGCCUUGUUGUCUAAUUUGAAACACGCACUUUGAAGCAGAAAGCCAGAAGUUGUAGCUCUGUGUUGCGCGAAGCUGAAGCUGGUUAAUGCCAACCUGGUUGAGGAGGCUCUCAGUCUGCAAAGCACAAAACCUGCUGCUGUCCCAGCUGAACCCAGCAAUCACUUGGAAGUGCAUUACUUGAAGCCACCCAGGGCUGUGACAGCUUCCCAAGGCCCAGCAGUGCCAUCGAGAGCUCUGCUGUCUCAGUGGAAACGGAUCUUAUUUCCUGAGCGUGUUUCGGAGAUCCAAGAUGACCAAAUGGUUCUCCUUUCUUCUGCUGUUAACUGCACUGUUAAAAUCUUUUCUUGUGAUCCCCUGUGUAAUCCAGGAGGAGCAGAUUUCAGCUCUGGGUAACGCAUUAAAGUCGGACAGAAAUGCUCAGCGCUGCUCAUCACAAAGUUCUCCGACCAAAGGAAAGAUUCUCAACCCAGGGGAUAAGCGAGUUCAGCUGUGGAAGAUUUCCUGCCUACUACUUUCAUGCCCUGCGUGGGGAUUUAUGCCACAGAAAGCUUUAAAGUUUCUGACAUUCUCUCUGUCAUGUGCUAAGGGCUUAUUUUUGAGAUUCCUAUUACGUGAACUGGAAAUGUGCACAGGGAAGGGAGCGCACACCCGUCGUCUCCGUUCAGCCUCAGAAAUGUUUGCCUGCAUUAAAGCAAACAAAUACUUGAGCUUUCUGCCACUAGCUGUGAUGCUGCACUCCACCACUGCUUUCUCCUGGAAAUGAGAAUAAAAUUAAUAUAAGUUCA